Suillus discolor is the source of this 1217-nucleotide messenger RNA. RefSeq names its product PUA-like domain-containing protein. Bases 498 to 1217 code for a protein of 239 amino acids. Gene Ontology annotation, biological process: protein ubiquitination; negative regulation of gene expression via chromosomal CpG island methylation. NCBI's taxonomy places the organism in Eukaryota, Fungi, Basidiomycota, Agaricomycetes, Boletales, Suillaceae. Gene Ontology annotation, molecular function: ubiquitin protein ligase activity. The record is from RefSeq and is a predicted model, not a curated record. The transcript is spliced from 8 exons.
GUCGUAGUUUCCAAACAAUCCGGUUUGCUGGUGGCUAAGCGCUGAUGUCUUGCAGAUAGGCCUGCCAUUCAUCGAGACAAUGAUACCUUCAGUCAGGGAAUGCAGCUGCUGAAGGUAGUAUCUUUUGAAUUACAGCUCGUCCAUGCUCGCGCCCUACCGUGUAGAUGUCGCCGAUAUUCAGAAUGAAUAUAUGAUUAUGAUGAUUAUCGUAUCAUGUAAACCCUAUGAAGACAGAAGGUGCGUUGAGACUGGACAGGGAUAUUAUUCACUGCAUUUCCCACUGUUCCCAGCUCGAGUCAGGAUGCAGCAUUCCGAAUAACCAUGGACUUGAAGUCACGGCUUUCGAACUCCGACGCAAUAGUAGUUUAUAAGUACUGCUUAUCUCCAUUGUCCUCACAAUCACCAACGGCCCAAUAAACAUCGUUCGCACUCAGAAGGACCUGGAGGCGAAGACAUCACACAGUGUCUGGGACGAAAAGAUUGGAGAUCCAAAAGAAAUGUCUAGCCAAAUACCGGCGCAUCGCUUUGGGGAAAUUCCAGGAGCACCUGUCGGGACGACAUGGAUGACUCGAGAAUGUUAUAAUGCCGGCGUGCAUGUCCAAUCGGAGCCAGGUAUACAUGGCACUAAGGAAUUGGGUGCCUUCUCGAUUGUCGUCUCGGGUCAAUACCAAGAUGACAAGGACGAGGGGGACACGAUCUAUUAUACAGGUUCAGGUGUGUAUUCACAAUCCGGGCUACGAAAACUGUAUGCCAACUUAGAAUCAUCAGGGGGUCACGAGCCCGGUGAUCGUACGCGCGAGCAGAUCCGUGACCAGGAAUGGACGGAUUUUGGAAACGAAGCACUUCUUAAAUCUUCCGAAACAGGCAAACCCGUGCGCGUCAUUCGGGGCUACGAGCUCGAAUCCGAAUUUGCGCCCUGGGAAGGCUUUCGGUAUGAUGGCUUGUACAUCUGUAAACGUGCAUGGAAAGAGAAGAAUAGAGAUGGUCAUUAUGUCAUCUGUCGCUACCUUAUGGAGAGAGUUCAAGGCCAACCACCCUUACGCCGUCGUUCACCGGUUGUCGGCCUUUACAUGCCAAUACAAGGCUUCGAAGACGUGCAGCCGCCAGCGCCAAUGCCGCCCCCAGUUACUGGACGUCAAAGAAUCAUGCAGCAGCUUGAGGCCUUAGUAGAUAAUGAUCAACGAACUCACGGCCCCUCCAGAGAGCUCCGCCGUUGA